Molecule: messenger RNA, 2058 nt
Organism: Capsicum annuum
Lineage: Eukaryota; Viridiplantae; Streptophyta; Magnoliopsida; Solanales; Solanaceae
Product: CLK4-associating serine/arginine rich protein
Exons: 13
Coding region: 156-1808 (550 amino acids)
Source: RefSeq, a predicted model, not a curated record
AUAAACAAAAGAAAAAGAAGAGCAUGUGAUUAUCACAUGUUUGGUCCGUAUUAAGUUCCCUAAAAACCGAGAGCUUCAUCAAUUGCCUUGCCGGGAGGGUUAGGGUUCCCAAUUUCGAUUUUGCACCUGCAAAUUGGGACAGAGGAAGAAGAAAGAUGUGGCACGAAGCACGAAGAUCGGAGAAGAAAGUACACGAUAUGAUGGACGCUGCUCGUAAGAGAGCUCAAAGACGCGCCAUCUAUCUCGCUAAACGCCGUGGCGAUCCUCAACAAUCCAUUCAAGCCGUUGGUUCUCGAUGUCGCAUCUACCGCGAUGACGCUCUUUAUCAAGCCACCGAGGAUCAGCAAGGCCUGAUACCUUGGAAUGGGAAACAAGACAUUUUGAUUGACAGAUUUGAUGGUCGUGCUCUUCUGGAUUUUAUUCGUGAUGCUAGUUCCCGACAUCGUCGGGCACCAGAAAAAACAGACGAAGAGGAAGAACUAGAAGAGUUUGUUAAUUUUCAGCGUUAUCGGGAUUUAAUUAAGCAUCGGCGUAGAGGAUUUAAGGACGAAGAGGGUAUGCAACAUGUUAAUCUGGAGAUGGAGGCUAAGACAACUGCACUUCUUGGCUCCGACAGACCUCAACUUUCUCAGCCUUCAGCGAGCAAGGGAUCGUAUUCACAAGUGGGUUUCUCGUACGAUGGAGAGGGGAAAGAUGAAGUUCACUUUUCAGACGGCGAAGAAGAUGGCGAUGAUGAUGAUGAUGAUGAAGAAGAAGAUUUUAACAGUGAUGAUAGCAAUGAUGAAGCGAUGGAGUCAAUUGCCAAAGAUUUUGGAGUGAAAAGGUAUGGAUGGCUUGUCUACAUGGACAAAAAGGCUAGGGAGGAAGAACGGAGGCAAAGAGAAGUAAUCAAAGGAGAUCCUGCAAUAAGGAAACUGAGUCGCAAAGAGAGAAGAAAGGCUUCUCAAAUAGAAAGGGAGAGGGAAAGAGAAGCAGCCCGUAUUACCGGGAGUAGAGUUCUCCUUCAUGAUCCCUAUCGCGAGUCUCGACGAAGUCCGACAUAUGAAGCCUAUUCACGUUCAAGAAGAUCCAGGUCAAGAUCUCUCUCAUAUUCGCCUCCCCUUUCAAGGCGCUAUGAACGUGGAGGAAAAUCUGAAGAUAUUUACCAAGGCAAGGAGAGAACACCGAAGAUAGAGUAUAUUACUGAAUUUGGUGGCGCAGAUGAUGAGAACGAGCCUAAGAUUGAAGGAUAUUCUCCACCACCAUCUCCUCCGUCUCGAAUUGAUUCAUUGAGCCGGCCAUCAACUGGUCGUAUUCUUGAGGCCCUCCAUGUUGAUCCUGCAUCUGGGGUAGCUAGUGAUAAGGAUAAGAGUGGCCAAAUGUUGAAAACACCAACAAGUGCAUCCUCAGCACUAUCAAAGUUAAACAAGACAACUAGUAGUUCAAGCUUCUCUAAACAGCAGGGUGAAAAGAAGGAAACACCUCAAGAGCGGCUUAAGCGCAUUAUGAGCAAACAAUUGAACAAACAAAUCAAGAAAGAUACAGCUAUUGAAAUUGCCAAGAAAAGAGAACAAGAGAAACAGAGGCUUGAAAAGCUGGCAGAGACAAGCCGAUUUAACCGGUAUCGUCACCGAAGCCGUAGUAGAAGUUACAGUCGUUCUCCUCGAAGGCAUCGACAUAGCCGGAGUCGCAGCAGAGAAAGGAGUUCUCGCAGAUAUCGUUCACGGUCAAGGUCUCACUCUCACUCACAUUCACCUUCGCGUUCUCACUCUAGUUCACGCUCCCUUUCCCGGUCUCGUUCACCUGGUAGGAGACGAUCAAGAUACUGAUACUUCAGGCACGACUGGAUGCAUAAACCUGCUCAAGGUGAACCAGUAUUAGCUGUGGGCGGUAUAUAUUACUGAUGUAUUGUUGUACUGUUUUAACUUAUACUGAAGCUGAAUUUGGGUUGAUACUGAAGCUGAAUUUGGGUUGAUGGCGUGAACUACUUUUCCUAUGUUUAUUGUUUUCUGUUGCUUCUGAACACUUUAAAGGAUAUUUAGCGCUAUAAUUCAAUUAUUUCAGCUCCUUUUAGGAUAA